Rana temporaria (common frog) is the source of this 2147-nucleotide messenger RNA. RefSeq names its product ring finger protein 182 (gene RNF182). The record is from RefSeq and is a predicted model, not a curated record. Bases 378 to 1118 code for a protein of 246 amino acids. Lineage: Eukaryota; Metazoa; Chordata; Amphibia; Anura; Ranidae. The transcript is spliced from 2 exons.
CUUUAGGCGGUCUGUUGCUAUAGUGACAGGAGCUGCCCAGUCUGCUAUGUAGUACUAACAAAGCUUCACUUCUCAGAUGCUGAUGGGGACAACACAGGGAGAAAAGGAGGAGCAGAGGCAUCUGUGUGCAAUUAUCCUGCCGCUGCCCCAGAAUCCUGCAACGCGACUGAAGCUGAAGAUUGUGGCAAGUGGAGAAAAUGUGGACUAGAAGAAAAUUUGCAAGUAAUGAAGCUUGAAACUCUAGAGUGUCUAGAGUUGUUCUCUUUCAUUGUACUAUGAGUACAUUUAAGGUGGAUACAAAUCUGCACAGUUUGACAAUCAUCUUAUGAGUCCCACUGAUAUUUUGGAAUUUCCUGCAGAGUUUCCGGGCAGACACGAUGACUGGGCAAGUAGCUGAAGAUACAUCUGAGUCUCCAAACCUAAACUCAGACGAGUUGGAAUGCAAGAUAUGUUACAACCGAUACAACUUAAGACAGAGAAAACCAAAAGUUUUGGGCUGUUGUCACAGAGUAUGUGCCAAAUGCCUCUACAAGCUUGUGGACUGUGUGGAGUCGCCACAAUGUGUGAUUGUAUGCCCGUUUUGUAGGUUUGAGACUCGAUUACCUGAGGAUGAGGUUAGCAGUCUCCCUGAUGAUAACAAUAUCUUACUUAAUCUUGCAUGUGGCGGCAAAGGAAGGUGUCCUGGAGACAAUCCUACAGAGUUGCUUUUAACACCAAAACGCCUGUCAACUCUAGUCACUCCAUCACACAGUUCUACCAACUGCCUUGUGAUCACCAUAAUGGAAGUCCAGAGGGAAAGUUCUCCAUCCCUCAAUGCUACUCCUGUGGUAGAAUUCUACCGGCCUUCAACGUAUGACCCAGUCUCAAUGCCUCAGAACUGGACAGUGUGGAAUUGUACAUCGCUCAUCUGCCAAACCUCAGUACGUGUCUUUGUUUGGUUGCUAGGAUUACUCUAUUUUAGUUCGUUGCCUCUGGGGAUCUAUUUGUUGGUAUCAAAAAAGGUAACCCUUGGGGUUGUCUUUGUAAGCCUUGUUCCUUCUAGCCUUGUUAUACUUAUGGUAUAUGGCUUCUGCCAGUGCGUAUGCCAUGAAUUUUUGGAUUGUAUGGCCACGUCUUGACCCAUAGAGAGGAAAACAGGAGAACACAAACACAUGCAUUAUUUAGUGUAUCAGCUGAUUACAGAAGGCAAUCCUGCAAUCUGUCCAAUGGUGCAUUUACAACCGAAAUCUUCAUUGACCUUCUUACUCUAUUGGGCAAGUACAGUACCUGCUAAGCUGAACGUAGCACAUUGAAGUCAAAUAGAAGAGACAUCUAAUAUAUUUAAGAAGGGUAUUUUUUGACAUUUUUACCUUUGAAUUCAGCAGCUGUACUGACUCAGUUUACUUUACUAUGACAAAACUUGUUAAAAUUGUUGUCUUAACUGAAGCUUCCUUUGUAAGUUCAGAUUGUGUAUUAGAAGUGUUAGUAAAUUAAUUCAAGUUUGUAUUUUAACAAAGAUAGAUUUUUUUUUUAAAAACUGAUGUUGUCAAAAAAGAUGAGACUGCAAUGAUAGCAGGGUACACGCUAUAGUAUGACAUUAUCUAAACUUGUGUGAUGUUGAUAACAGUAAAAUAACUCAGGGAAAAUAAUGUCCAUUCCUAAUCUAGGAAGUGUGAUAUUAUUUGCUCUAAUUGAAUAGAGCUGAGUGAAUUGUGGCCUUAGAUAUGUUCUAAAAAUUACCACAAGCAGCAAUGAUUGUACACCUACCCAUAGAAUGGAAUGGCAUCAAGACUAACUAUUCAAUUUUGUGUGUUUGCUGGAAAUCACAUCACAUAAUCACAUAAGGGCUUCUACUGGCUUAUUUAGAGACCAACUACUGCAGCCAUUCAUGGUAUUAUGCUCCAUCUUUGGAGCCUCCAUAGUGCAAAAUAAUUAAAUAAUUGGGGAUAAUUAAACUUUUGUUUCAGUCUUUUGGGAGGAAGUGGAGACAAACUCCUACUGGAAAUCUCCUUAUUGGAGUGAAAUUAGUAAUUUGGUAUAAACCCACAACUGACAUUUAAGGGGUUUUGGCCUUCAGCUGUUUUAUUUUUUUUAAUUAUAUCUGUUUUAAGCAGAGUUGCAUUUUGUUACCAACUUUUUAAAACUCUAAAUCAAGUUAUUUGCACCAA